AUGGGUAAGCGAAAAAGAUCGGAGAAUGCAGGAAUUAGCAUUGGAACUGGCAGAAAAAAGAUAAAACUGGAAAACGAUGGUAAUGUACAGGGGAUGAAUUCAGAUAAAAUAUCACGGAAUUUUAUCGGAAUAAACAAAAACAACGCCGCAAAGUAUCAUAGCGAUAAAUUGAAGAUGGGAAUGAAUCGAUAUGUAGGGAUGAGUUAUCAGAGAUUAAAACGAAUUAUGACUACCGAUACAGAUUGCGAUCUGCUUAUGGAAGUAGAGAAGCGCCACAUAACGAUUGGAUGGCAUCAGUUAGGAGAAGCUUAUAAUGCAAUCAGAUAUAUUUUAAAUUCGUCACUUGGUCAAUAUAGGAAAUCGUUAAACGGUAUCUUGUUAGCCGUCGGAAAAGUGGAUAUUAUUGAUAAGCCGUUUUGUAUUGCCGACCAACCAUGUAUGCAUAUUGAUCUAAAUGUAAAUUGUAUUGUAUUUCGUCCGAAACAAGGCAGUACUUAUAAUUGCAUGGUAACAGCUAUUGAUAAGAAAUUCAUAACCGCCAAGCUACACAACACGAUAACUUUUUUUGCACUUAUAAAGAAUACGAAGAAGUUGCCAGAGAUUGGUGACCAAGUGCUGAUCAAGUUUUGUCACAUCGAAGUCAAAGGUUCAUUGUGCCAAAUAAAAGGGAUGAUAAUGUAG
Messenger RNA from Cercopithifilaria johnstoni, 681 nucleotides. The record is from the annotation of a GenBank genome assembly. NCBI's taxonomy places the organism in Eukaryota, Metazoa, Nematoda, Chromadorea, Rhabditida, Onchocercidae.